AAUCGAGGGAAAAAAAGAGAGCCAGCGAUUAGAGUGAAGUAGUGGCCUAGGAGAGCCAAACCUAUGGCUUCUUCUUCCUCGUCAACUCUCCUCCUCCUCUCGCCUCUACCUCUAUCCGAUCUCUCUUAUAAACCCCUCCGCCCUCACUACCCCCACUUCCUCCUCCCCCACUGCCACGAACGCCACCGCCGACGCCGACGACUCCUUACCCGCGCCAAAAAAGGCCGUGGCGGUGGCGACUCUGCCGAGCCGCCCGACCGUAUCAUUUCCGCCGUCUGCUACCUCUACCCUUUCCUCGACGGCGUCCAUUUCGGUCGCUUUCUUCUCGCCCAGUUCCCGCCUAUUCAACUCAUCAUUUUCCCCUUCGCCCCUGCCAUCCGCCUCUUUAGCGCUUCACCUCUCAACCCUUUCCUUAUCUUUCUCACCCUCUAUUUCGCCGUAGUCCGUAACCCCUCGUCCUUCAGCCGUUACGUUCGCUAUAACACGAUGCAGGCCAUCGUCCUCGACGUCCUCCUCAUCUUCCCGGAUCUCAUAGAGCGCUUCUUCGCCCCACGAGAUGGCGUCGGCCUCGACAUAGUCAUGUCCAUUGACAGCACCGUCUUUCUCUUCCUCCUCAUCAGCAUGAUAUACGGAUCCACCACUUGUCUUUUGGGCCAGGUGCCUCGUCUCCCCAUCGUUGCGGAUGCUGCUGAUAGGCAGGUAAUGUGAUUGACCUGCUUCGAAGUUUUAUUGUACUGGCGAACAAGUAAAAUUUUGCCCUUUCUUGUAUUGAUCAAUAUUUUUUAUAAACAUACAAGUCUAUAUUGUUAUUUUCUUGCUACAUUCAACAAUUGAACUUGGUUCAUUGCACUGUUGUGAUGGUAGUCUUUCAUUUAUCUGGAAUGCCUAUAUUUGCUUUGAA
Messenger RNA from Dendrobium catenatum, 901 nucleotides. Its product is annotated as protein TIC 20-v, chloroplastic. Lineage: Eukaryota; Viridiplantae; Streptophyta; Magnoliopsida; Asparagales; Orchidaceae. The record is from RefSeq and is a predicted model, not a curated record. The transcript has a single exon. The coding region runs from base 64 to 708 and encodes 214 amino acids.